AUGCUGACAAAUGAGUUUAAUGAAUUUAGUGAAAAUAUAGAAAUAAAUUUUAAAUUUGAGUCAAAUUUAAAUUCAAUUUAUAAUUUAUGGAAAAUUACAAAUUUAAAUCAAGAUUUAUUAAAUUGCAAAAACUCUUGUAAUAAAAGAUUGAAUAAUAGAUCUUGGAGACUACUAAAUAAAAAGUUGAUUCAAAAAAAUGAAAAUUAUUUACAAGAUUUAAGUAAAGAGUCCCUCAGUAAUCUUAAACCCAAUAAAAAUCAAUUUUUGUCAAAUUCAAAUUCUUACAAUAAUUCAAAUCGUCCUCUGUUAUUUCUGAAUAACUCAAAGUCAACGUUAUUUAGUCAUAAUUCAAAGUUAAGUUUAAAUGGUAAUCAGAUAAAUCAAGAUAUUACUCCAAUUUCUUCUUCAAAUAUGAAAAAUCUUCAUAAUAAUAAUUUACAAUCUUAUGAUUCGGAUACUUCUGAUAUUUCAGAAGAUGACGAGGAAUUUGUUUCUUCGGAUGAUGAUGAUGAACAAGAACAGGUUCCGGUUCCCAAACCUCAACUUAAUCGUUCCAGAACUUCUUUUGUAAGAGGGUUCCUGCCAAAUCAAAUCUCUUCCAGUAAAAAUAUUUUUUACAUUACUCCUUCUCCAAAAAAUGACGGCUCUCAAUCUGAUAAUUAUACUAAACAUGAUGGCUCUCAAUCGGAAAAUUAUAAAGAUGAUGGCUCUCCAUUGGAAAAUUAUAAAGAUGAUGGCUCUCAAUCGGAAAAUUAUAAAGAUGAUGGCUCUCAAUCGGAAAAUUAUAAAGAUGAUGGCUCUCCAUCGGAAAAUUAUAAAAACGAUGGCUCUCAAUCGGAAAACUAUACCAAACAUGAUGGCUCUCAAUUGGAAAACUAUACCAAACAUGAUGGCUCUCAAUCGGAAAAUUAUAAACCUAAUGAUACCAAAAAUCAACUUCAAGAAACUAAACCCCCCAUACAAAGACAACCUUCUUUAUUCAAUAACAAAAUCUCCUACAAUCAAGGCGAUACCAGCUUAUCGUCAACCGAUAUCUCGGAAGACGAGUCAGAAGACGAAUUCAGACCGCCCCCAACCAUCCCUUCGCAAAAUAACUCGCUACAAACUUACCAAAAUUCAACUAAAUCAAAUGAAUCAGAAUGGUUAUCGGUCUCGUCGGAGAGUGACCACUUAUCCCAUUCCCCAACCCCUUUAAAAUUCGAUAAAAAAAAAUCAAUCCAAAUCCCAAAUUCUUCCUUAUCCAAAAUACACUCGGGUGAAACCGAUAUCAUUAAACAGGACGAUUCUAAACCUCGAUCCUUACUUUCGGGUCUUUUCUUAAAUGAAUUGAAUGAUUCGUCUAAAAAACCUCUUUUGAAACGAUCCUCCACUACCGGAAUCAUCACCGUUGAUCAAGACCAUUCGGCAAUCGGGUGUGAUAAAAAUAAAAUUAAAAGACCUUCCAUCCUAUUUCAAAAAAAAUAUACUUCAAUGACUGAUAUCUCAAAAAAUUACCCCCAUUAUCAAACUAAUCUAUUAAGAACAAGUAUCUGGAAUGAUUUAUCAUCUCCUCCUAAACCGAAACCCUUCGUUGAUGAUGAGAACUCAAAUAACUUAUUCACCAAAAAUAAAUCAAUCGUCGGAGUAUCCGAUUUCAACGUCACUACUAAAUCAGAUCCGGCAAAUGAUAUCCCGUCUUCAAAUCAUGCUUUUAAAAAUAUCAUUUCAAAAUCUUCUCUCAGCUUAUCGAAUUUAUUUUACCAAUCGAAAAAAUAUCAUGGCAAACAUAAAUCAAAUAAACCAACUCCUGAAAUCAAAUCUUCCGAAACUUCCUUCAACUCUUUAGAUCAAUCACCUUCCUUAAAUAACAACUCGGUGAAAACUGGUUCCGAAACAAUAGACACUCCUUUGGAAACCGAUUCCUUCUCGAAAAAAUUAUCUCCUAAAUCAACAAGAAGAGAAAUGAUGUUAUCGGAAUUGAGUAAUUCUUUAAAAGAAUCAAUCUUGAUUGAUUAUAGAUUAGGUAAAGUCCCUUUACCAACCCACGUCAUCAAAGAUGAAGAAUUAUUGAAGAAUCAUAAAAAUAGAUUGGGCUUGGACCCAAAUGAAAAUGAUUCGGAUGAAAAUCAUGAUCUAGAUGACUAUCAUUCAAAAGGUUGGUGA
Molecule: messenger RNA, 2142 nt
Organism: Hyphopichia burtonii NRRL Y-1933
Lineage: Eukaryota; Fungi; Ascomycota; Pichiomycetes; Serinales; Debaryomycetaceae
Exons: 1
Coding region: 1-2142 (713 amino acids)
Source: RefSeq, a predicted model, not a curated record